AUGUACCCAGGUACAGUGCAGUACAUUUUCCCAUUCUCAUCGUCGCAGCUUAUGCGGAUCAAUGCUUACCACCGUGAUCAGACUUUCCAACAAGCAAGUCAAGUCAAGCCGGCUGGCUGGCUCGAGUGGAGCUUGAUAAGAUGCUUGCUUGAGGCUUGA
This is a messenger RNA of Pyrenophora tritici-repentis Pt-1C-BFP, 159 nucleotides long. Lineage: Eukaryota; Fungi; Ascomycota; Dothideomycetes; Pleosporales; Pleosporaceae. The record is from RefSeq and is a predicted model, not a curated record.